Prunus armeniaca (apricot) is the source of this 753-nucleotide messenger RNA. The record is from the annotation of a GenBank genome assembly. NCBI's taxonomy places the organism in Eukaryota, Viridiplantae, Streptophyta, Magnoliopsida, Rosales, Rosaceae.
AUGCCUUGCCCUGAGCUACUGCAAGAUAGUCAUUUUCGAAAAAUCGGCCUAGGCGGUGGGUGCCCAGGAGCUAGGCGGCAGCCUAGGCGGAUUUCAACUACCAAAGACUCGGUGAUGGUGGUGACCAAGGACGAGUACGAAAAAUGCCAUUCUGCUCAGCCCAUCUUCUUCUCCAACAAUGGUGUGACCGUGUUCACAUUGGACCGGCCUGGUUUGUUCUAUUUCAUUAGUGGGGUUUCUGGGCACUGCAAGAGAGGCCAGAAGAUGAUCAUCAAGGUCUUGGAACCAGCAGGCCCACCUCAAUCUGGUGACCAGAACGAGCAGAAGAAUGAUGCUGCAGUUGCAAUGGCCGCCAUCACUUCUGCAACUCUCAUGUCCUGCAUUAUGUCAUUUGUGGGGAUUUCAACUACCAAAGACUCGGUGAUGGUUGUGACCAAGGACGAGUACGAAAAAUGCCAUUCUGCUCAGCCCAUCUUCUUCUCCAACAAUGGUGUGACCGUGUUCACAUUGGACCGGCUUGGUUUGUUCUAUUUCAUUAGUGGGGUUUCUGGGCACUGCAAGAGAGGCCAGAAGAUGAUCAUCAAGGUCUUGGAACCAGCAGGCCCACCUCAAUCUGGUGACCAGAACGAGCAGAAGAAUGAUGCUGCAGUUGCAAUGGCCGCCAUCACUUCUGCAACUCUCAUGUCCUGCAUUAUAUCAAAUUUGUGGGGGUCCUUUUCUUCUAAUUGCAGUGAUCAGCAAUGGUUACUAUAA